Molecule: messenger RNA, 2097 nt
Organism: Panicum virgatum (switchgrass)
Lineage: Eukaryota; Viridiplantae; Streptophyta; Magnoliopsida; Poales; Poaceae
Exons: 1
Coding region: 1-2097 (698 amino acids)
Source: RefSeq, a predicted model, not a curated record
AUGGCGAUCAAACGCCGGCCACCCAAGCCUCCAUGGAGUCCAUGUUCGACAAGCUCGUCAAGAUGGUCGGCGACCUUGGCAAGCGCAUGGACAGAGAUCUUUGCCGUUCGCCAAGAAACACGUCUCAUCUCCGCGUCUGUGAAGAACGUGCAGACCCAGAUCCUGGACAAACAGGGUCGCUUCGACACCCACGAUGCAUCCUCGUCCGGCAAGCCGGCGGCCCCUGGCCACAAGCUGCGCUUCCGAAAGUAUGACGGCAGCGACGUUCCCAUCACGUGGCUGCACAAAGGCGAGCAGUUCUUCCGCGCCUACGGCACACCGGAACACCUCAAGGUUCCGAUGGCAUCCUUCUAUCUCGACGGCGCCGACGGCCAAUGGUACUAUCGUCUGGAGAAAAACCAGGGCGUUCCGUCCUGGAGUCAGUUCGUCGACGGCUUCAACCGGAGGUUCGGGCCCCCACUGCGUAGCAACCCCUUGGGUGAGCUGACACAACUCCGCCGUACCUCCACGGUCGACGAUUACCAGGAGCAAUUCCUCCUGCUCCUGGCUCGCUGCGAGGAUGUCACGGAGCUGCAACAGAUAGCCAUCUUCACGGCGGGACUCCAGCAGCCCCUCAGCACGGACGUUGAGAUGCAGAAGCCGGCAACACUAGAGGACGCCAUGGCUCUAGCCCGUGUGUUCGAGCGUCGCAAACACGUGACCACGGAGCUGUCCGCCGGUGGAGGCCGUACGACGUCGUGUUCCGCUCAGCGCGCAUCGGUUUCCUCGUCGUGGUCCACGCCGGCAACACCCACCACGGGCUCUACAUUAGCACUGCCCGUGGCCGCGCCCAAACCUCCAUCACCGACGGACGGCUGUUUCAAGUGCCUCUCACCGGAGGGAUCUACUACUUGGAACUUGAAGGGCUGUGCUUCAACUGCCCCAAGAAAUUCUCGAAGGAACACGCCAAGGUCUGCUCCGGCAAAGGGAUCUACUACCUGGAACUUGACGACGGUGAUGCAGCGGAGGACACCGAAGCGGAGGACGACGUCACCAUCUCGGUGCACGCCGUCACAGGCAUCCGCACGAGUUCCACUCUACAACUCCGGAGCAGCGACCCGCGGCGCCACCAUGGUCGCGUUGAUCGACUCCGGGUCGACGCACUCCUUCAUCUCCGACGCCAUGGCCCUUCGUGUCGGCCUCGUUCCCACCCCACGGCCGGGUCUCUCAGUGGGCGUCGCGAACGGCGAUCGUGUGCCCAUUGCCAGCGUCUGUCGUGGCGUGUCCAUGACCGUUGAGGACGAACAGUUCUCGGCCGACUUCUACGUCCUCCCGCUGGAAGGCUACGACCUCAUCUUGGGCUGCGAUUGGUUGCACUCCCUGGGACCCGUUGUUUGGGACCUAUCCAAGCUCUCUAUGAUGUUCUGGCGCCAUGAUCAUCAAGUGCGCUGGAUAGGAGUGCACGCCACACUAUCGCCAUGCCUGGCGGUAACGCAGGCCAUCAAACCCCUGAUGGCCCUCCUCGCUGAGUUCGACGACUUGUUCGCAACGCCGUCCGGCUUGCCGCCGCCUCGACAACUGGAUCACCGGAUCCAUUUGCUGCCCAACACCCCUCCGGUGGCCGUCAGACCAUACCGGUACGCCCAAAUGCUCAAAGAUGAAAUCGAAGCACAAUGUCAAGCAAUGCUGGAGCAAGGGAUUAUUAGGGCCAGCACCUCGGCGUUCUCGUCGCCGGUGUUGCUGGUUCGCAAACGCGAUGGCUCUUGGCGCUUCUGUGUCGAUUACAGAGCGCUCAACAGCAAGACGGUCCGGGACAAGUUUCUAAUUCCGAUCGUGGAGGAACUCUUGGACGAGCUUAAGGAUGCCGUGUUCUUCACAAAGCUUGAUCUACGCAGCGGGUACCAUCAGGUCAGAAUGCAUCCAGAUGACAUUGCCAAAACGCCGUUCCGAACUCACCAUGGGCACUUUGAGCUCCUAGUGAUGCCGUUCGGCCUCACCAACGCGCCAUCGACGUUCCAAGCCCUCAUGAAUGAGGUGUUGCGGCCGUUCCUCCGCCGGUGUGUAUUGAUCUUCGACGACAUUCUCAUCUUUAGCCGCACCGAGACAGAACACCUGUAG